Messenger RNA from Malaya genurostris, 2049 nucleotides. RefSeq lists its product as uncharacterized. Gene Ontology annotation, biological process: double-strand break repair via synthesis-dependent strand annealing; interstrand cross-link repair; replication fork reversal. Gene Ontology annotation, molecular function: four-way junction DNA binding; ATP binding; 3'-5' DNA helicase activity. Bases 103 to 2049 code for a protein of 648 amino acids. Lineage: Eukaryota; Metazoa; Arthropoda; Insecta; Diptera; Culicidae. The record is from RefSeq and is a predicted model, not a curated record. The transcript is spliced from 3 exons.
UUUAUUUUUUUUUUAAAUUCUGCCUCAGGUGUUUAAAAUCGCUGAGCAUUUAUUUUCGAAACAGCAACAAAAUAAACGUGUUUAAAGUGCGAAACAAAUAAAAUGGAUAACUUAUCGACUGAGAAAAAAAUUAAGAAUGGGGAUUCUGAAACAGCAAUAUCUAAAGAUUUGCCACAAAUUCAAGCACUUCCGAUACCAUUUGACCAUAAUCCUUUUGCUGGGUUUGAUCCACUUGCUGGCAUAAACUGGUUGUAUCCAAUCGAUUUUACUAGUCCAGAAUAUCUUCGUUUGGUUGUUGAGAAGGCAUUAUAUCACAACUCACUUGUAAUUCUCCCAAAUCGAUACGAGAAAACUUUCGCUACAGCAGUAAUUAUGUAUAAUGUACAUCGCUGGUAUCCGCUCGGUAAAAUAGCGUACAUUGCUCCGAAGAGAAACUUGAUAACAGAUCAAAUAACCGCUUGCGAACGAUUGAUGAAGUUCCAUUCUACAGACGUGGCGGAAAUGGUGAUGAAGCCUUGCGAUCGACCCAAAUUUUGGAUGAGUAAACGGAUAUUUUUCAUUAGCUCAUAUAUGAUGCUAUGCGAUCUGAAUCGAAAUACUGAAGAGAUACCGAUGAUGAAUGAAAUUAAGUUAGUGAUCAUAGAUGAACCACAAAUUGAGACACGAUUACACACAAAAAUAUUGCAAAAUUUGAUGAAAAUUAAUAAGAACUUUCGGAUCGUAUGUGUCUCGACAACUUCAAGUAAAACAGUAGAUGCUGGAUUUUUGAAACAAUGGUUCAUUUCAAACAUCGAAUUACAGUGGGGAAAUCCACAAGAAAUACCGGACGAUUGGUUAAUGAACAAGAAAGAGAUUACCAACAUUUCCACACCUGUUGGUCCUUCAUUAUCAGCACUACUAGCAGAACUUCGAGACAUAGGGCAAAUUUAUACGAAAAAUUUGCACAUUGCAAAAACAAUUUGCACGGCUAAUUUUGAAUCAAUUUGUGUUGAACAAAUUCAACAAGAACAGAACAAAUACGAACUAAGCAUUCUCACUGGGGUUCUCAAAAAGAAUCAUUUUGAUAUAAUGUUGAAUUUUCAUUUAGCACAAAAGAUGGUUUUAGGAUAUCGAAUAUUAAAGCAUGAUGGUAUUGUAUCUCUAUUGGAAUAUUUCCAUCGAGAAAAUGAUGUUUACUUGCAAAACAAUCGGCAGCUUGUAGAUUUCCUUAAAAAGUUGCACCAGGGAAUUUAUUACACACCGCACCCUAAAUUUCGAACGUUGGAAAAUUUCUUGCAGGAGUUUUUUCAGAGACGCGCCGAUGCAAAGGUACUUAUUGUUGUUGAACACUUAAACGCAGGUCUAAUAAUUCACCAAUGUCUUCUCAAAAUUCCAAACUGUAAACACAAAGUCCUUGAUAUCAACUAUGCUAAAGAUAUUGAAAAGUAUCGCAAAGGUGAAUUAAACGUUUUAGUUGUUACUGUUUCUAUCGAACCAACAAUCGACGUUGGUGAAAUGGAUCUAAUUGUAUUGUUUAAUAUGACCAAUGACCCGCGUAAAUUUUUGGCGCACAUCGCUCGCACUCGCGGAAAAAAACCCGGAGCUAUUGUUAUUCUAACAACGGAAGGAUCUGAAAAGCAGGAAGUGCAAGAUGUACUCAAUACUCGUCGUUCAUAUCACUUCGAAAAUCGCAAUAUUCUUCCAAUAGGAGUGGACCUUUCAAACAUGAUGAUGCCCAACUCACCAUCAUUAAUCCCACCAGGAUUUCAACCAAAAGGAAGACAAAUUUUUUUCAACGUCCCAUCGUCGCGGGAUUUUGAUUAUGAAACACCCACAAAUUCUAAUGAUACUUCCAAUUUAGAAUUGAAAAAUGAACAGAAUAACACAUCACUUCAUGUUGGUGACAAACGGAAGAUUGUGGAAGUUUUUUCCGAUAAACCGGCUACCUACGAUUCUGUCAAUGGGCAGACAUAUUAUGAGGUGAUUCCCAUCAAACAACUUCAAUUACAUACACAGACAAAAUUAUGCACGCAUGAAAAUGUAUUACCUGAUCACACAGACAACAUAUAG